Chaetomium fimeti is the source of this 534-nucleotide messenger RNA. RefSeq lists its product as uncharacterized. Lineage: Eukaryota; Fungi; Ascomycota; Sordariomycetes; Sordariales; Chaetomiaceae. The transcript has a single exon. The record is from RefSeq and is a predicted model, not a curated record. Bases 1 to 534 code for a protein of 177 amino acids.
AUGGCCGAAUUGAUAGCUAUCGCAGGUGGCAUUGCAGCUAUCGUGCAACUCGCUGGAACGGGAAGACGGCUCUGCAAAAUAUUGCACCAGUUUGCUACGGACGCCGGUGCCGCUGGCGUCGAGGUGAGACGCUUUGCGAACCAAGUCCGGACGUUUUCAGACUCGAUCGAGCUCGCUGAGCGGACUUUGUUCAUCUACUGCCGGGAUCACCGCACGUCUCGUCUUGUGGCUGACAUGGAAGAGCGCAAUAUACUCGCCAACAUCGAUUAUGAGGCCGAAACCGUCCGAGCGCACCUUCGGGCCAUCCGCGACCGGGUCCUCAACAUGAAGAGCAGAUCGGUACUAUGGGCAACCAUCAAGUGGCGUUUCAACAAGGCUUCGAUAUUGGAGUUGUCCCCUGAGAUGGAGAGCGUCAAGACCAACCUGAACCUCAUAAUCGCCACGACCCAAUUCGAGGCCCUAACGACAGUGGUUGACGCCGGGAUCGCAUCCAACAGUGAAGAGCCAAACGGGGAGCUUCAAACGCAGAUGUGA